UACAAGACAAUUAUAUCUAAGAAGUCUAAGGAAGCCGAAGCAAAAGAACAUAAAGAACUACUAGAAGACAAAUACCUCCUCUCUAUCUACUCAGACGCCUCAGCCACAAGCAAAGGCAAGGGUAUAGGAGUCGGAGUUGCUUACUACAAAGGAGCUAGCCUAAUAGCUCAGGAAAAGGUUAACAUAGGAUACAACCAGCUAGUCUACAACGGGGAGCUAGAAGGUAUCACCCUAGGCCUAGAGAAAGCCGUCAAUCUAGUAGAAGACUGCCUAGAAGUCAGAGUAUAUGCAGAUAAUCAGGCCGCAAUACUUAGACUAAGAACUGCUUCCGAUAACCCUGGACAAGAAUGGCAACUCAGAUGUAUUAGAGCAGCAAAAAAGCUCAAGAAGAAAGGCCUGAUACCCACAAUCUACUGGGUACCCGGCCACCAGGACGUCAUAGGAAACGAAAAAGCAGACGCGCUAGCAAAGGAGGCAACAAAGCUAGAUCCCACCUCCAGUAAGACUAGCCUAGCCGUUAUAGGCACACGGGUCAAGCAGCUAGGCGAGCAGGAGUGGCACAGCUAUCUAGAACAGUACAGAAGGAAAGCUAUCACUCUCAACGCUAACACUUAUGCCGCAAAAGCUACUCAAGAUCCUGCACAUAUCCUACUUAGCUGCACGCUAUUCAAGGAGGCUAGGGCAAAGAUGCAAGAAGCUAGUAGGGAGCCCUUAUCGCUAGUCUUCUUACUACACACAAACACAGGCAUACAAGCUACAAUUAGCUUUAUUGAGGAAACUAAGGCUGCAACACAGGCCUGGUACAAAGGAAACCUUGAGAACUAA
Messenger RNA from Bipolaris sorokiniana ND90Pr, 825 nucleotides. RefSeq lists its product as uncharacterized. Lineage: Eukaryota; Fungi; Ascomycota; Dothideomycetes; Pleosporales; Pleosporaceae. The transcript is spliced from 2 exons. Gene Ontology annotation, biological process: DNA replication, removal of RNA primer. The record is from RefSeq and is a predicted model, not a curated record. Gene Ontology annotation, molecular function: nucleic acid binding; RNA-DNA hybrid ribonuclease activity. The annotation marks the transcript as partial.